Molecule: messenger RNA, 1050 nt
Organism: Paramecium tetraurelia
Lineage: Eukaryota; Ciliophora; Oligohymenophorea; Peniculida; Parameciidae
Exons: 1
Source: RefSeq, a predicted model, not a curated record
AUGAAAUAGAAAGGAAAAAAAGGGAGAGAGGACUUGUUGGAGUAACUAAAAUCUAAUCUAAACAUUAUGGGUCAUAAGAUGAGUAUUUUAAUAUAAGGUGCAGACGGAUAAAUAUAUUUGAAGGAACAUUUAUCAUCCAAAGGACAUCAACCUUAUGAUGAUCAAACCACAAUUCAUAUCGCUUCUGGAUGCAAAUGGAUUGCCAUGACUGUAAUAAUGAAGCUAGUUGAAUUAGGAUUAUUAAGUCUUGAUACUAAGGUGAUCGAUAUAUACCCAGAAUUUAAGAGUUCAAAUCCUAAUUUAUUGUUAAAGCAUUUGAUGACUCACACUUCAGGGUAUGUUUUAGCAGAUGAAUGGAUAUUUGAUUUGGAUAUCUCUUUAUAGGAAUCUGUUAUUGGAAUAGCAAAAGGAGGAAAGUACCCAGCGAGUAAGGUUAGUUUUCAGGGAGGUACUAAAGUUGGCUAUAGUGAUAUUGGAAUGUAAAUAGCAGGGGGAAUGGCAGAAAAAGUGACAGGAAAAUCAUUCCAUCAAUUAUUUAAUGAGUUCUUAGCUUAACCUCUAGGAAUGUAGAAUGCUCAGUUUACAGCUUUUGAUGGAGAGAAAGGUUAAAAUAUUGCAAUUGCUGAUGGUUUUUUAGUGAGGAUGAUUGACUAUGGUAAUUUUCUACGAAUGCUUCUCAAUCAUGGUUCUUUUAAUGGCAUACAAAUUCUAAAGGCAUCAACUGUUGAAUAAAUGCUCUAAGAUUACACUGAUGACUUGCCUGUAUCAGUAAAGGUCAUGAAAGAAGUAGUAGGAGAGGUAUCGGAUUCUUAUGGUUUUGGAAUUGGCUCUUGGGUUUAUGAUACCAAUGAUAAGGACGAACCAGUGAUCUUUUCGAGUUCUGGCGUGCAUGGAUUUGAAAAUUGGAUUGAUAUUGAGAAUGGAUAUUUGUGUAUAUUCUUCCUAAGAGCAGAUGUUGAAAAAGAACCAUAAAUUUCAGAUCUUAGUGAAUCCAUGAGACCUGAAAUUUUGGAAUUCUACUUGAAAGAGAGCAAAUAAAAAAAUAAUUGA